Molecule: messenger RNA, 1728 nt
Organism: Kwoniella mangroviensis CBS 8507
Lineage: Eukaryota; Fungi; Basidiomycota; Tremellomycetes; Tremellales; Cryptococcaceae
Exons: 6
Coding region: 1-1728 (575 amino acids)
Source: RefSeq, a predicted model, not a curated record
AUGAAAUAUCGAGAUGCUCCCAGGACCAGAUCACCACCUCGUCAGCCCAGACAGCAAUCUCCCCGGCGCAGAAGAUCGCGUUAUGAUGAUAUCAGAGAUGAUGGUCGAGGAGAAAUACCCAUAUCGCCUUCCACUAUCACCAGGCCAGAUCAAAGAAGGAGAUCGACCGGGAGUAGUUUUUGGAGGGGUUUCACUUUCUAUACCAUCAGGUAUCACAGCGGUUCAAUCUCCCGUACCCCCUCUUCAUCCUCGGUAACCCAUAUUAUCCUACCCCUAAACCCCGCUUAUCCACAAAACGUAGUACUUCAGAUACUUACUACCGGGCCUGAUUUGGUAUCGCUAGAACACCAGCAGGAUUGGACAGAUAAUGAUCUGAUACGUUAUUUCGCGUGUCUCAGAGGUCGCAUACCGACAGAAGAACCUAGGGCUGUACAUUUGUCGAAAAGAAAGGUUCUACUGAGGCAAGAAUGGGUAAAUGAAUGUGUGAGGCAAGAUAGGGUUGUGGGCAGAUUUGACGAUUUUGCAGGAUGGGAAAUCAAAGGCACAUACGAUCCUCAACACGUCAAUAUAACACCCUGGGGCGAGCUACCACUACCACUUCAACAGCCAUUAUACACACCUCCUGCAACUUCCAAUGUCCCGCCAAACCCAUUUGAGAGUCUUAUGAAACGGUCCAACUCAUCUAGCAGUUCUUUGUCCGCUCCUCAAAGCUAUAGUAAUAUCCAAGAUAAACAUCCUGUGGUGCCUCUUGCAGCUAGGCUAUCGAGUCGCCUUGCUGAAGAUCCGUCGACGAGAUCUCGAACAAUUGACCAGCCAGAGAAAGCUGAUAGUCCAGUCCAAGAUCCUAGCAACGCAAGGAAAACAGCCGAUGAUGAUGGAAAUGCAACGUCCAUGGAUCUCGAUGGCAGUGCCAUGAGGGAGCAACCUUUGAGACCGAAAGUCGAAGAAUCUGGUAUCAUGGAGAUGGAGACAGCGGAUGAACGACCACCCGAGAUUGAAAAUCCUACUACAGCUCAAUUAUCCAAUGACGAAGAUAUCAAACCUCUAAUUGAUGAAGGCGUCAAGAUUGAUACACGACCCGAAACACCCGAUUUACCUUCCCAACAGCAUCUACCGAUGAACAUCCCGCCACCCCCUACACCACCAAUGACAGCUUCGAACAUCAUAGGCAGAGAUGACAUCAGUGUCACCAGUGUAAAGAAACAUCAGCUUGACAUGAGAACGACAGCUACGCCGUCACCGCAACCUCGACCUAUCAUGCAACCAGUCAACCUAUCCACCCCUCAAUGGCAUAGUGAACCGAAUUUAGAUGAUAUCACCCCGUCCUCGUCGUAUGUUGAGGAUCGCCCUAAAAUCCGACCUGAAGGGAUAUUCGCCAAAGGAUUGUUACUUCCUUUAGGAUUCCAUGUUUCUGGAUCAGCGAGGGAAAGAAAGUUUAUCGAACUGGCAAUUACUCGCACAGGCGGAGGUGUCAUCGUACCUGAACCACAAGCUACCAUCCAUAUCCUCCCUCUCUCACCCACUGAAUCAGUCAUCGAGCCCGAACACUCGCGAAUCGUACGGGAAAUCUCGUCUGAUCCCACCCGGGCAGUCGUUUCUGCAGAUUGGGUCAAUGACUGUAUUGAGACUGAUCGAUUGUUAUCGCUUGACGAGUAUCGGAUAAAUUCGAACGACAACGAUAAUGGGAAUGGAGAUAUCAUGACCCCUUCACCUACUGAAAGGGGCUGA